Messenger RNA from Gallus gallus (chicken), 9208 nucleotides. It is a transcript of the gene ZDHHC3, whose product is annotated as zinc finger DHHC-type containing 3. Gene Ontology annotation, cellular component: endoplasmic reticulum; Golgi apparatus. The transcript has 7 exons. Gene Ontology annotation, biological process: peptidyl-L-cysteine S-palmitoylation; protein targeting to membrane. Gene Ontology annotation, molecular function: protein-cysteine S-palmitoyltransferase activity. The record is from RefSeq and is a predicted model, not a curated record. Bases 6530 to 7504 code for a protein of 324 amino acids. Lineage: Eukaryota; Metazoa; Chordata; Aves; Galliformes; Phasianidae.
GGCGGGCGCGCGCGGCGUGAGGGCGGCGGGCGGCGGCCUGCGGGUAGGUGGCGGGGCCGCUCCCAGGGGCCGUGGGGCUCCGCGCCGGGCGGGCGGGGUGAGGUGAGGUGAGGGGGGAUGCGGCCGGGAGCGCCUCCGAGAGCGGCCCGUGACAGAGGACGGGGGGACGGCGGGGAGGCCGCGGAGAGCUGCCCGUGCUGCCCUCCCUCUCGCCCCACCGCGGUGUGUCCCGGGGUACCACACGGCUUCGAGCGCUGCCUCUGGCCCAGCGGCGUUUGUCACCCCGCAGGGCGAUGAGAGAGGUGCUCGCUGGGGUACGGGAGAGGCGGUCUGUGAGCUCCGUCUGUUUGGUUACCGGUCGGGAAAGCGGCGGCGGUGCGGUGUGUCUGCAGGCGGGGGGCACCUCCAGCAGCGUUUGGCACAGGCGGCGCAUCGCCCUGUGUGUUUCUGUUGCCAUUUUUCAUUGUAAGAAGUGUGGUUGCAGACAGAAUGCGUGCUUGUCGUUGGAACUGCUUGUUAGGUGACAGACGACAGUGCCAAAGCAUGACUUACUCCAGCUGUUGGAGCAGGUUGGGGGAAGGUGAGGUGCCCCAUCCCUCAGCCAAAACACACCUGCCGUGGCCCGGCCGAGCCCAUGGCAGCGCACGUACAACCCAAGCAGAGAUGUCUCUGUACUGACAAAUCCCAGCAUAGGCUCACUUCUUAGGAUAUUUGGUUCCUGCGCACCUCCAACAGCAGCUCUGUGUGAUCAGUGUGGUUUGAACCCAUGUGUUGCAUUAUUUCAUGAAAAUGUGCUUGUGCGGCCUUGCUGUCAGGGCAUGUCUGUGGUGGAGUACAGCCUCAUCGAGACCAUGGUGCUGAUUGGUCUGACCCCUGUGUGGCUGUGCCCAGCCAGCCCCCACUGGUGUUAUCUGAGUGAGGGUAUGGUUCCCCAGGGCUCCCUGUAGUGUACAGUGACCUUUUUCUUGGAAUGAUGCUCUGGGAUACAGGUGCAUUCCUGAGAGCAGAUGGCUUGUAAUGCAAUACAUGACAACGUAUAACAUUGUCCUUUUUUAUUUUCCUUGCCCCGUGCUUAGCUGGCUGAAGCAAACCAGAGCUGAAUGAUGGUACCCGGAGCAUCACGUUUGAUUUAUGCACAUAACUAAUCUGAAAUUCCAGGUUGCUUUAGAGCAAAUGAGAAGUUAGAGCUUUCCUGAUGAGAGCUGUCUGCUUCCUGGGUUGUGUGGAUGAGAAGAGAAAAAGAUAGCCUGCACCUUGCUUGGAGCUGCAGUGCAGCAAGCCUGCCAGGAGUGCUUCACACAUUGUCCUUCUGAGAGGGAGCCCAAAGGAGGAUGGUGGCUUUGGAUCUGCAGACACUAAGGCCCCAAGCAGUGCCAGCUCCCAGCUGGUAUGCAGAGGGUGACCGCUAUGCAGGGGCAGGAGACCUCCCUCAGACUGCUUCUGGCUCUGCCCCAGGAACCAGGUGCUUGGCAGUGCCUUGGGCCACAGCUUCAGCUGGACAAAUCUUAGGUACCGCUGCUCCGUGAGCUCUAAUUGCCAGGAAGGGUGCAGAAAGCUCAGCCUUGAUGUCCUGUGGCUGACGGAGGAAUGCUGAAUGGGAGGAAGAGCACGGCCCUUGUUGACGUUUGUGCUGCUCGCCUGGUGGUGGAUGGUGCAUUUGUGAAGUUCAGCUGUGAGUUUUGCAAUAACAGGAACCAGGCUUAAAUGUGGAGCAGCUUUUGGAAGUUAGAACAAAUAGGCUCAGAUUGAAGCAGUAUAGGUGAAUAAAGGUAAUGUGAAGCACUGUGCUACUUAAUAAGAAAAGACAGUGAAACAGUUGCAGCCUUAUUUCCAGUCCUAGUGGAAAGGCUGCAUUACCCCAGCACAGACACAGAGAUCAGAGGUCUGUAGCAGGGGUAAGAGUGCUGUGUGAUGCACAUCUUUGAUCUUUGCAGUGACUACUUGGUUCACUGAUGUCCAGUGUAGUGUGGAGUAGACAGGCAAUAUAUUCUGUUUUGCAGCUAGGCUGAUUUCCACGUCUCAGUAUUUCAAAGGAUAACAAAAUUAGUGUUUACCCAUAGAAAAUAGGAGACAGGGACCGUUUGUGCUUGCCAGCAGAACACUGAGCAAAAGUAAUGCUGUUUGCCAACUGAAAAGUUCUUUGUUUGAAAGCCCUUAAUACAGGGCAGCUCUGAACAUGCAGGUUUUUCCAGUUCCCAAAGUGGCACCAGAGCUCUCUCCUUGCCUAACUCUUAACAUCAUCAAGGUGGAUCGUGACAGCCCCAAUUUUCACUUGAGGCCUUCGCAAGCUAAAGGUGAUAUCUUCUGCCUCUGUUUCAUCAAUGCAUUAUUUAACGUACACCCUGUGUCGUUCUGUAUCUAGUUGUUUAGGUGAAGCAUUUAGGUAUUUUAAAUCUGAAUGCCUUAAAGCUUUCAUGCACUUGUCAAGUCCCUGAUGUGGUAGGGAAGAAGUGUAGGCCAAAGUGGGGAAACAAUAGGAGAGGCUGAGUGACUGGUUCAUGCUUCUGAAGGGCCUGCAGCAGUGGAAGAGCCAAAUCUCGAGCUCACCUGAGUGAGUAGGCACGUCUGUUCACUGCGGGUAGGAUUCAGAAUAUUCUUCAGGAUGAGAUGGUUCUGGGUUGAGACAGUUAACGUGUAAAAACCAACAAUUAUUUUCUGCUUCUCUGGAAAAUACAUUCUUUAUGCCACGAAUACAGUAUGGUUUUUAACACAGGCAUUAAAAACAAUACCCACUGUAUAGGCAAACCUUCCCCUUUCGCUUUCUGUCUUUCCCUUUUUUCACAAAAGGCUGAUGCAGGACAAAUGGAGAAUUUGAGUUCCCUUGAUCCGGUGGCUUGCUAUCAAGUCCUGAGUCAGCAUCCAAACUGGAAAGCUGUCCAGAGGGCUGGGGCAGCUCCUCCUGUCACAUCUCACAGGGCCUGACAUCUCUGCAGCUCUCUGACAACCACUGAUUGACAUGGCUGAAUGUGGGAUCAGACCAUGGGCCUGACCUGAUUCCUUACUGCCCGUAUGACCUGCAUCUCCUCGUCACCUGGCUCAGUCACUCUCCUGUGUUCGUGUACCUUGGACAGUAACCGCUUUCAUGUUGCCUCUCUUUCUGCUCUCAGGCCAGCAGCAAAGGGGCUUUGUAGGUGGAGGUGCAGCUGUUUGUCAAUAACUCAAGACUCUCAGGCGACUCUUUGUUGCAUCAUAAUUUAUUUAUACAGUGCAUCUUUGAUGGUUAAACAGAAAUGAUAUAGGCAUUAACCAGGAAGCUGUUGCCAUCUGUCCUGAGAGACUGUGUACCACAGACAUUCUUUUAAUUAAGAAAACAUGGCCUUAUUUUCCUUACUAUUACACUAUUGGAAUUCCAUUAAUGCUGCAGAAGUUGCUACUUUUUUACGGUGCUGUCAGUGAGAAAACUGUGGGGUUUGUGCCCUAUGUGGCCACCCCUUCCCAGCCUGUGUUGGCCCUGAGGUGGGAGUUCCUACAUCAGACAGGUGUCUAUGAGGUCAUUCCCUCUUUAUACUCUCUCAUUAGGUUGAAACUGUUGCCCUAAGUGUGGUCUGAGUUUCCAGAAGAAAAAUCUAAGCUUGUUUCUACCAGGCAUAGCUGUUCCCAUGCUCCUGCGGUGGCUACAGUAGGGCUGGCAGAAUGGACUCUGCCCUGUGACGUUUUGAUCUGAGUCAAACAGUGUGUAGUUGGUGUACUGCUAAUAUCCUGGUGCCUAACCCUUCCCUAUACCAUUUUAACCAGAGAGAGGUAGUUUUGGUCUGUUUUGUUUUAAGUCUAUGUGGAGUCUUGAAAAUAUUUUGAUGGAAGUACAAUUAUAUAGUAAAUAUAAACUUGCUAAUGGUAGUCUUGCUUUUGUUAGCUGCUGUUCACUGCUGCUCUGAGUGUCCCGUUGACCCUCCGGGGUUCUAUAUGCCAGGGGUUGCAGAGUGCCAGGCAGAUGGAUGUCUGGAUGGAUCUGCGGGAAAUGGCCAAAAAUUCUCAGCAUUCUCAUUCCACUCCUGUUGAUCAGAUAAAAGUUUUCAGAAACCAUUAGGAAAAAUACACAAAAUAUUGGUAUUUCCUUGUUUUUCCUGCUGGAACUUGCUUUGGUGGGUUCUGCCAGGCUUGUUGUUAGAUCUGGGCUGUAGGAAAGCGUGGCAGGAGGAGCAAAGGUAAAUAUCCUGUUAGAAAACACACUUUCAUUUCUGUUGCAAAGAAAGAUUAAAUACCUAAUGUCUUCAUUAAUGUGGCUUUAUGUACAGAAGGCUGAAAUGAACUUCAAAAUGAGGUUGCAGUUUGUUUGUGUAUCUGUGUAAGUGUAGGUCAAUUAUUGGUGUUAAAGAGAAUGUCCAGUGCAUGAAGAUCACCUAGCAUAGCAGUUGCGAAUACAAUGUGACCAUUAAUGUAUGCUUGCUUCCUUUUGAUGACAAUUAACCUGAUAAUUGUUUAUCAGCUCUCAAAAUGCUGUCAGAAAACUCUAGUUCUCUGUGUUAGAAAACUGUCUUCAGGAAUGUGUUUACCUUAAAUAGGGUAAUAAUAACUAAACCCUCUAGAAAGACACAGUUUGCCCUGCUCUCUCUCUCUCUCUCUCUCUCUCUCUCUCUCUCUCUCUCUCUCUCUCUCUCUUUUCUUUCCCUCAAAAUUGCUUUAAUACAACAGGCAAAAUUGCUUUAAUACAACAGGCAACUCAACAGUCAGCGCAGGUAACUCCUCCCCAGAGUUGAACGUUAGAUGGACUUGUAACAGGGGAAGCACUUGCAAUGUCUGCACAGUCAUAGUGCAGUGUGGUAGGUCAUACUGAGGUGCUUGGUUUUCCCAGCAUGAGUAAUUAGAAGCAAAUCAGCCAGGUGAUGGUGAGCAGUGUACUUGUGAGAUCACAGCAUCAGACUGCAUUCAGGUACCCACUGGACGAAGGCCCAGCUCAGUUCUUCAUGCAUUCUUAACAUGGUGUUCAGCAGUUACAGGCCAUUAGAAAUAGUUUGUUGUAGUUUUUUUAUUUUACAUGACUGAUGUCAGGUCAAAAGACAGUUACUUAGUUUAUAAAAGGUGUAGCUGUGUAUUGUAAGCGUUUGUUGUAGCAGGAAGUGGAUUUUAAUUUCUUUUGUUUACAUUUCUAAUGCGUAUAUUACAUAUUCCUUUCAUUUUUUCCUGUGGUGCUAAAUGCCUUCCAGAUAAGAAAGAAAAGUUUCACUGUGACAUGAAGCUGACUGGACAUGUUUGCUGUCACAGUCUGACGUCCCUGCUGGCCUCCCUGCAGCGUGAUGCAGUGAUCAGAUCCUUGCCGUUGGUGUUCACCUGUUGUGUGCUCCUGAGCAGGAGGGGCUGACACACCCAAGCUGUGUGUGACAAACUGAGCUCCUGUGCAGGGUGAUUCCAGGGCAGGGCUGCCAGGGCAAGUUACUCCCCCACGCCACAAUCCCUGUUUCUUUUUUAAUAUGAAAAUACCAGGUUAGCCAACAUAAACAAAAAGAUGUUUAUGUAGGUCAGAAUAAGGAACUGCAAAUGUUAACCAGGCUAUGUGGAAGGCGACCCGAGACUCUGUGCUCAUAUAGCACAACUGUAAGAUGAUGACCUGGAUGAAGGGAUAGAGUCCGCCCUCAUCACGUUUGCUGAUGAUGCAAAGUGGGGAGAAGUAUACGUCUGGCUGACGUACCAGAAGGCUGUGCUGCCAUUCAGUGUGGCCUGGACAGGCUGGUGAGUUGGGCGGAGAGGAACCUGAUGAUCUUCAACACGAGCAAGUGUAGGGCCUUGUACCUGUUGAGGAAUUACUGCGUGUGUCAGUGCAGGUUAGGGGCUGACCUGCUGGAAAGAAGCUCUGCAUAGAAGGACCUGGGGGUCCUGGUGGGCAGCAGGUUGGCCUCGUGGCCCAGAAGGCCAAUGGUAUCCUGGGGUGUAUUAAAAAGAGUGUGGCCAGCAGGUCGAGGGAGGUGAUCCUCCCCCUCUACUCUGCCCUGAUGAGGCCACACACUGUACUGUGUUUAGUUCUGGGCAUCUCACAUCAAGAAAGAGAGGGAAGUUCUAGAUACAAAUCCAAUGGAGGGCCACCAAGAUGAUGAGGUAGACAGAACAUAUCCCUUAUGAGGAAAGGCUCAAAGACCUGGGACUGUUCAGCCUGGAGGAGAGAAGGCUGGGAUUUCAUCACUGUUUAUAAAUAUCAGAAGUGUGGGAGUCAAAUGGAUGGGGACAAGCUCUUCAGUGGUGUGCAAAGACAGGACAAGGGGCAGCGGGCAAAAACUGGAAUACAGUAAGUUCCAUAUGAAUAAUGUACAUGGAAACACAAGUGUUUCUCAAGUAAUGAAUAGUGUUCAUAUAGCAAUUACUGAUUUUUCAUUUUGUUGCUCAAUGAUAGCUCUGAAAGCAGUCUUAAAUAACUGAGUGCAUUAAAUAGCACACUUGUCCUCCACCCAGAAGUCAGUGUUAGAGGCCUGUGCUGCGUCUUACUGGCUUCCCUUCUGUAUUGCAGAAACUGGACCCUCAGGUGAGGCGCCUCCAGGAUCCUACCAGUUCCUCCUUUGGCACUUCUACAGCAAUGAUGCAAGUAUGGACAUAAUAGCCUAUGAUGAUUUCUUCAGUCCACCGCUUCAGAGAUAUUGAAAGGACACCCGAAUACCUCCAGCCGGAGAAGUGUGUUCCACCUCCUAGCCACGCUUCCUUGGGAACAAUGUGGUUUAUUCGAGAUGGCUGUGGUAUCGCGUGUGCCGUCGUCACCUGGAUGCUGGUGUUCUACGCUGACUUUGUAGUCCUUCUUGUCAUGCUAGUUCCCUCAAGAGAUUACGUUUAUAGUGUCAUCAAUGGCACGCUGUUCAACACCUUGGCGUUCCUUGCUUUGGCUUCACAUUUUCGUGCUAUGCUGACAGAUCCAGGUGCUGUGCCCAAAGGUAACGCAACGAAAGAGUUCAUUGAGAGUUUACAGCUAAAGCCAGGACAGGUGGUUUACAAGUGCCCAAAAUGUUGUAGCAUCAAACCUGACAGAGCACAUCACUGCAGCGUUUGCAAGAGGUGUAUCCGGAAAAUGGACCAUCACUGCCCAUGGGUCAAUAACUGCGUAGGAGAGAAUAACCAGAAGUACUUCGUACUGUUUACAAUGUAUAUAGCACUGAUUUCCCUGCAUGCUCUAAUUAUGGUGGGAUUUCACUUCUUGUAUUGCUUUGAAGAAGACUGGACAAAAUGCAGCUCCUUCUCUCCACCAACCACAGUGAUCCUUCUCAUCCUCUUGUGUUUUGAGGCUCUUCUCUUUCUCAUCUUCACCUCGGUUAUGUUUGGGACCCAAGUACACUCCAUCUGCACUGAUGAAACGGGCAUCGAGCGCCUCAAGAAGCAGAAGCCGACCUGGGAGCGGACCAGCGGCUGGGAGGGGAUGAAGGCGGCCUUCGGCGGUACCCUGUCCCUGUCCUGGCUCAACCCCUUCUCCAACCUGGACUGCAGCAGCCCACCGCCAACCCCUCCCGCCCCCGCGGCCGCUAUCAUGACACAGGAGGAGAUCGAGCAGUUCCUGGCUCAGGAGGUGUCCAUCCAAGUGCCCCACGAGUAGCAGAGCAUCCUCCCGGGGGCCACGGGACGCAUCCGGGCGGUGUGUGUUCUUUUAUUAACUACUUGUGGUGGAGAGGCAGGGUGGGUUUUCUUUUUUUUUUUUUUUAUUGUACUUGGGGUAUUUCUGGUGCAGAAUAUAACUCGGGACUAUUUAUGGGGCAGUCGGGUACAGCACCAGCAGAAGCAAUGCAAAUCUCCGGAGCAAGUUUUACCCAAAGCCAUACGCCCUAUGGAGCCGUGUCCUGCCUUACCGAGAUGUUCUUGUGUGGCCUUCAGGGAGAGAAGGCCUGGGCGACGUGCCUGGAUUCCCAGCCCCCAGUUGUGCAGCUUUGAGGCCCUGUAACACGCAGCAAAGAUAAUUAUCACCUUGGGAAAGAGAGAUGAAGGAGCUGGGGGAUAAACUGAGGUCCUGUGGAAGACCUGGAUUAACUUUCAGUCAUUUGUGAAAGCCCAAAUUCCACUUGGUAUUGCAAGGGUUUUUUUCCCCAUGGCAGUGAUAAAGGAGUUUGAACACGUGGUAACAAACAGUCUGAUGGGUGGCUGUUUGGAGCACAGUGGGGCCAAAACCCAGGAAAACAAGGGGAGAUGUUUGGAACCAUAGUGACCCCCCGUGUUUCUCCCCCUUUUCAAUGAAAAAGUAGAUUUAGGGGGAAAAAAAGAUGUGUAAGGAACUGUGUGCCUAUCCAAAAUGUCUUGGGUAAAGGGAAACGUGCUGCAACCUUGGGAAAACUGAGGUAUCCUCUUGCAGUAGGUUGGCCCUAUGAAGCAGCGCGGUGGGGAAAUGGGAGGCUGUUUCACUUCUGCACCAGCCCUCGUGCCUGCACAUCAGGGUCUGCAUCACAGGGACGUUGGGGAUGUGUGUGAAUCUCUACAGGGAGAAGUGGGUGCGUAAGGUGGAAGCUGGGAGCAGCUCGUGUUCCUCAGCUGUGGGCUGCUGUUCUCAGUUUACUCUCCCAGCUGUGUGUGAGGGCGGGGUUGCAGGGCCCCGCGGGAAAACCACCCCUGGAAACAGCGUUUGGGGUAAUGUGACAGCUGCACCCACAGUGCUGAUUGCUGGGGUGGUCUCCUUCCACUUCCUGCACUGCUCCUCAGCUGUGGGUUUGUGUGCUGUUUCAAUAGCUGAAACUGGAAAGCAGUGUGAAGGGGGGGACUCCUUUCUGCCCGCUCCAUGCUGCCACGUUUUUGCCCAUCAAAGGGGCAGGAGCUGGAAGAGUGCUGGCAUCAGGAAAUCAGAGCGUUCCCUCACUCCUUGGUACCCUCCUGCUCGGCCUUGGUACAGCAUGGCAAAAGUCUGAAGCAGCAGAAGCCCUCAUGAGUCGGAGCGAUCUGCUUCACUCCAAGCCCUGGCAUCCACCUCAUAGCGUAACUCCCACCAGGUAGCUUGAAACCAAAGUGAUUUCCAUGAAAUUGAAACCAGCCCCCUUCCCCUCCCCAUGGCAUCGUGCCUUCACCUCCAGCCUGGGCUGCGGCUUGCCAAAAAGGGACCCAGGCUGGGCUCCAUCAGCACUGCAGCGUGGGGCUUCAAUCCAUGGUGGAUGGGAUCACGGUGGCCAUGGGCAGCGUUCAUGGUCUUUUAAAGCAGGCUUUCUAUGCAAGUAAAGAACCUGUAUCUCUUGGAAAUGUGUAUAUUUUGGUAAUCGUAACUCUGUUUUAUGCCUCUGUAUGCUAACUGUACUUAUUAAAGAAUUAAUAUUUCCAUGCUGGA